ACAUGGAAAUGUUAUCGGUCUGCCUGCGGUUCGAUUUCAUAACCUCGUUGGCUCUGCUGGUAGUACUUUAUUUACUUAAUUAGUCUUGUAUUAAAUUUGUAGACCGGCAAAAAUGUUGACGCUGCGACGUGGAGAGCAGCUACGUGCGCGUCUGAAUGCCGCUUGCCGCCGCUAUCUGUCCGUUAAAGCGGAGCCCAAAGCGGUAGUAGUGGCUGAUGCUGAAUACACUGCAGAGCCAGAGUAUCCCAUCAUAAGGGAUCUCUCAUACAAGAGCCGCAAGCAGCACACGGCAAGCGAAUGGCACGAGCAGAUACGCCAGCUUCCUACCGUUGAGGAAAAAAUGAUCAAAGUGAAUAUGCCGCGCUACUACGGCUACAAGGUGGUGGAUUUGAACGAUACCAAAGUGCCUUACAAUGCCUUGCCGCUGACGCAACACUACACGCGCACUGUGCUGGAGGAGUUGCCUACGCAUCAAGACAAGCCUGAUGGCACGAAGGAUAGCUUGGAGGCGACUUUGCAGAUGGCGCGUGCCGAUAUUAUUGAGGCAUUGGAAUAUGCGCACGAUGUCUACAAGCAUCAACUGUCAUUGCUAGAAACACCUCCCGAUGCCGUCACACGCGAACAGCAGCUUACGCAAAUUAUUGUUGAGCUGGUUAACCGGUCGGCACUACAGGUGCUCAGUGCUGAUUAUGCUCAUCUGAACGAAGUUGAAAUUGACUACAAUCCGCGUCAUGAGGCCUUCUGGGUAGUCGGUGGCGUUGAUCCGCCAAAGAAUGUGGUCAAAUCGAAAGAGGGCCGCAAAUGGCAGAAGGAAGAUGCGCACGACAGUGUUGAUCGCCCGGUGCAAUAUACAGGCGAACCGUACCUGGCGCUGCGCCACCGCCAUCAGCUGCCCACAUGGAAGUCUCCAGAGGAGAGCGAAAAUUUGACGCUGGCCCAGCAACUGCCGCGUUUCAAGCUUGACGCACGCUCCUUGGGCUACAGCGUGAAAUAUCAGCACGCCGUUAAUGUACCCGGCUAUUGGCCCAGCGCUAAUGCGCCCAACUUUGGAAUGCUUUCGUUUCAGUCGCGCGCCCAUCUACAGCUGCGGCCCACUGCCUGUGGCGAACGCGACAACGUGGAGGCGCUGCAUGCGCUGGCCAUUCAAUCAUCCUAUGCCUGGCUGCUGGCUCAGGCUAACUACCAUGGCUUCAAUACCUUCAACGAGCUCACCUACCCGUUAAACACACAGACUGUGAUCACCAACGGGCGUGAAUGGAGUUUCUACGAGUAUCAGUUGAACACGCUGCUAAUUAAUGGCCAGCAUGUGGAUACAAAUGCGCGGGUUAACUUCUGUCGGGGCACAGCACCACAGCCGUUAUAUGCUGAGAUUUCGAGCGAGGGAAAAUGCGUGGACUUCAACGAUAACACGCUGCGGCAGCUGCUCGAGCUGUAUAUCAGAGCGCCGAGCAUUCAGCGCACUGCGGACGAGCUGUUACCGUAUGUGGGCGGUGCAACUCUGCGUCGCGCCGCCGACUAUGAGAAUGUGGAGCAACGCGAAUUUCUUGAGCGUACAUUCAAGCAUUUGGCAUCGAAACGGCCGAGGCACUUGGAGCUACCCGAGAUCUAUAUGUGGGAGAAGCUAUACAAGAUUGACAACAAGACGCGGCCAAUGGAGGCGCGUCGUCGCUACUUCGAACGGGACAUCAAUCCCUGGCGCCGCACGCUCGAUCAGCACGACAAGGAGUAUGUGUCGAAGGCGGAGCGGCCCGGCGGUCGCAAGAAUCGCGAGGGUCGCUACAAGAAGACCUACUAUCCCUAAGCACCUUUAAUUUUAGUGUUAAUAAAAACCAUUUGUUUUGUUUGAAAUGCGUGAAAUACUAAAUAUAUCUAUAUUGUACAAUAAGUCGAG
Messenger RNA from Drosophila hydei, 1891 nucleotides. It is a transcript of the gene mRpS30, whose product is annotated as 28S ribosomal protein S30, mitochondrial. Gene Ontology annotation, cellular component: ribosome; mitochondrial large ribosomal subunit; mitochondrion. Gene Ontology annotation, biological process: translation. The transcript is spliced from 2 exons. The record is from RefSeq and is a predicted model, not a curated record. Gene Ontology annotation, molecular function: structural constituent of ribosome. The coding region runs from base 113 to 1801 and encodes 562 amino acids. NCBI's taxonomy places the organism in Eukaryota, Metazoa, Arthropoda, Insecta, Diptera, Drosophilidae.